UACAAAAGUAUAAACACUAAACAGAACAGGCUGUUGUGGUGGGCAUGGAAACAAUGGAAGUCUACAAAGCACUCUGUUUGAUGAAUCUACUAGUUGCAUUCCUUUCAAAAGGGUCUCACUCUCAGUUGGAUGUAUGCGGAACCCCUCUCAACACUAGGAUUGUGGGGGGUCAGGAUGCUCUUGCAGGGAGUUGGCCAUGGCAGGCCAGUCUGCACAGAUCUGGCAGGCAUUUUUGUGGGGGAUCCCUCAUCAACAAAGAGUGGGUGCUGACUGCUGCUCACUGCUUCUCCAGCCCCAGUACAUCAAAUUUGGUGGUCUACGUUGGUCGUCAGAACCAGAAGGGCUCUAACCCCAACGAGGUGAACCGCGGGGUCACUCAGAUCAUGUCCCACCCCAACUACACCAGAAGUACUAAUGACAACGACAUGUGUCUUCUCAAGCUCUCCUCCCCUGUGACUUUUACCAACUACAUCCGGCCAGUCUGCCUAGCUGCACCAGGCAGCUCCUUUCAUGCCGGCACUACUAGCUGGGUCACUGGCUGGGGCACCAUCCGCAGUGGAGUGUCCCUGCCCUCACCAAAGACCCUACAGGAGGUGGAUGUGCCAGUAGUGGGAAACAGGCAGUGUAACUUUAACUAUGGAGUAGGUUCAAUCACAGACAACAUGAUCUGUGCUGGUCUAGCAGCAGGAGGAAAGGAUUCCUGUCAGGGGGACUCCGGAGGUCCGAUGGUAACCAAUCAGGGUACUCGCUGGAUCCAGUCUGGUGUUGUGAGUUUCGGCAAAGGCUGUGCCCUGGCAAAAUUCCCAGGAGUGUACACCAGAGUGUCCCAGUACCAGACCUGGAUCAACAGCCAGAUCAGCAGUGACCAGCCUGGCUUUGUCACCUUCUCCUCCAGUGGGACUGACUCUGACCUCAGUGUCUUCUGUACUGGUCUUUCAGCCCCUACAACCACCACUACCACUACAACCACCACUACAACUGCCCCUACAACUGCCCCUACAACCGCCCCUACCACUGCCCCUACAACCGCCACUCCAACUGCCCCUACCACUGCCCCUACUGCCCCUACAACCACCACUACCACCACAACUGCCCCUACAACCGCAUCUGUGGUGUGUGGCAGCGCUAGCUCCUCUUUGAACUCCCAUGUUGGUGGCGGAAGCUCGUUGGCGACAGCAGGUUUGUGGCCCUGGAUAGCCAGCAUACAGACUAACGGAGCGCACGUCUGUGGGGGCACUUUAGUGGCGGUAGACUCUGUCAUGAGUGAUGCCAGCUGCUUUUCUAGCCAGGCCAACGCCUCUGAGUGGACCGUGAUUCUGGGUCGUCUGAAGCAGAGCGGCUCCAAUCCCCACGAGGUAACCCAGAACGUCAUCAACAUCACCAUGAGCAAUGUGACAGGCAAAAACGUGGCCAUCCUCCGACUGGCCAGCCAACCCACAUUGUCUGACUACAUCCAGCCUAUCUGUGUGGACAAGGGAACCAGAACCUUCAGCACAGGGACUCCGUGUUGGGUAGCUGGCUGGGCAACAGGUCAGGGUGGCGCUGAGGAAGUUCUGCAGGAGUUCCAGACCUCUGUGGUGGAAUGUGUGAAUGUUUCGUCUACGGACAACAUUUGCACCGGAGCUGUGACACUACUGCAGGGUAAUGCCGGUGGUCCUUUGAUGUGUAAGCAUGGCAACUCAUGGUUCCAGACUGCUGUGUUGACUGUCGACAGCAACACCACUAGCAAUAACAGCACCAACAAAGCACGUUGGAGCAGGGAUCCCCACACCUCCCCUAUCCAAGUCUUCACCAAAACCUCCCACUUCCAAAACUUCCUGGCUGCCAAUUUGGGAACCUUCCUAUCCCCUGCCACUUCAGCUGGUGGCAGCAGUGGAGCUUCCCUGGCCCACUCCUCUCUCCUCCUCUUCUCCCUCUCCUCUGUCUUACUGUUGGGUUGGUACUAGGAAACUCCACAGCUACCAUUGACAAGCCCUCUCUAACUUCCAACCAAAAGUAUAUUUUUUUCGAGGAAUUAAUCAAUUUUUGUCAGUGACUGGUAGUGUGUCAAAGCCAGGAUUCUAGUUUUGAACUCAGGGAGCCUUCAUUUCCAGUCAUUUGAAUGAUGAAUGUUUCCAACUUCCUUUGUCUUUUUACUAUUUUUGCUGUCAAUGUUUUUGUAUCAGUAGCAUUUUCUGGAUACUAUUUUGUUAUGACACUUACAGCAUUGCUGUUUGAGACGCAAUAUGCAGGAUUUUCUGUUAACUGUCUGGGUGUGUAACAUGACAAUAUCCAGAUACCAUGUAAAACAAUGGAACAUAAUAAUGUUGCCAGAGUUGACCCUUUCUAGCCUGAGCGAAAUGUUCCAUUUCUUGCAGGAUCAAGACCUCUGCAUAUAUUAAUGGGUAUACUUUGCUGGUGUAAAACCAUGAUAGGCAUUUUGAAAGCGGAGAAACAGCCCCUUGACUGAUUGCUAUUGUAUGUCACAUUUCAAGAAAUAAACUGAAAAUAUGCUUCUUAUACAAAAAUCGAUGCUUUCUCCCAAACAACUGCCAUUCCCACAACUUUUUAAUGAAGAUGAGGAAAGAGAGCAUAUUGUCUUUGUUUGAUAAGUGUUGAACAUUUGAAAUCAGAAUAGAAAUACCUUUUACUGAUGUUAUUUUUCAAAAAUUCUAUGGAAUAUUCUUUGAUCAGACACUAUCUGGUUAGUAAAUAAAUAAACAUCUGCAUCAAAACAAAUGACAACUAGCAUUUAGUCUUACAUAAGGAAAUAAGUCAUAUAAUAUUAAAACAAUUAUUCUUUCAAUGAAGUUAUGGGGAAUAGAUUGUCUGUCAUAGCCAUAACAUUAAUCUCAGUGAUUUUUACCAUAAAAAUUGAUCUGGAAUUACAGUGCCUAUAGAAAGACUACGCUCCCUUAACUUUUUCAAAAUGUUGUUGUGAGAAAAUAAGUAUAUAUUAAAAAUACAAAACUGAAAUAUCA
Molecule: messenger RNA, 2960 nt
Organism: Oncorhynchus mykiss (rainbow trout)
Lineage: Eukaryota; Metazoa; Chordata; Actinopteri; Salmoniformes; Salmonidae
Product: polyserase-2
Biological process (GO): proteolysis
Molecular function (GO): serine-type endopeptidase activity
Source: RefSeq, a predicted model, not a curated record